AUGCGGAGGGACGGCCUUGCGGGAGAGCCGCAGAGGGCAAUGCGCGUGGCGCCCGUGUGGCUGCAGCGCACCGCCGAUGCCAUCGCAGCGCGAAACGGUGUGAUUCUGACGGACUGCAUCGCGCAGGCAGAGGAGGGCCAGGCCGCCCAAGUGACAAGCGCCGCCGUGCUGGCGAACAUCGAAGCAGCAGUGGACCACCUUCGCUGUGUGCUCGCAGAGCGGGUGGAAGGGUCGCGAGAGUUGCGCCGCAGCGAGUCGGCAGCAGCGGCUGCCAAAGAUGCGAAGGAGCGGCAGUUGUACGUUGAGGUGGUGGUGCGGGUCGCCACCACUGGCGCGCUUGCACAGUACCAGCGCGCUGAGGCCUGCAAUGGGCAGGAGGAUGGUAUUAGUAAUGGAUGUGGCAGCAGCGGAAAUGAUAACAACAACAAUAACAAAAGCGAUGGCAGCAAACCACCACAGCAGUACUUUGAUACGCUCGCACGCGGCCUCCUACACGUCUUUGAAGCGUUUCAAGAGGUACACUCGAUGAGUCGCAGCCACUAUCCCCCCUACCGGCGAGGAGGCAGCACUGUUGGCACCGUCGGCUGGGACACGCUACUCUUGCUGCACUUUGUUCAUUGCAUCCCCCGCGCCGCGCGGAAGGCCAGUGAGAAAGUGAUUGAUGAGGCUACCGGUAUGAUUGUACGGAGCUGGCGGAAAUUGUUGCUCUCCCUACAAGUCGAGGAUCCGCGGGAGUCGCCCGAGCACUCCCGUCGCCGCGGCGCCCUGGCGGUCUGCAACGGCCUGCUGAGCAUCCUCUUCCAUCGCUACAACAACCAUCAGUGCCGCAUCCUCGUCAACUCCGUGGCACAAUCCGAGAAGGUGGCCGAGAGCACCAACGACUGGGGCAAGUCCAUCCUGCGGCCAGCGCAGCACAUGACGGCGGAGGUUGUAACGUUCUGCUACUACAAGGGCCGCAUUAUGUUGUACGACCGUCACUUCGCUGAGGCCCACGAGGCGCUGCGGGAGGCGUACCAUCUCCUCCCACCACCAGGUGAAGGCACGGAGGUACAGCAGCGCAACAAGCAGCGCGUGCGAUUCUAUCUGACAGUGGCUGGCGUCGCCCACGGCAAGGUGGUCCCGGCGGAGAUCCUGCAGACAGAUGACCUCAUCGCCCACGUCUUCGCACCCAUAAUUGCCGCUCUGCAGCGCGGUGACCCACAUGCCUUCACCACCGCCGUCGACACGUUCUCUAUGCUCCUCCGCAAGCGCGGGGUGUAUUUCAUCCUUCAGCGAGCAAAACUCUUCUGCUUUUUUGUCUUGCUGGCACGCACACAUGCCGCACUGGGGAACUGCAGCGAAGUCGACAACAGCCGUGUCCCACUCGCCGUACUUACGGCGGCGUACACGCACGUCGUGGAGGAGGGCAGAGCAGCCAGUGCACAGGCUAACCAGGCGCAACCGUAUCCGAAGAAACAGAAGCGACAACGAGCAGAGGAAGACGCCGAGGGGGCAUCCACAAUGACAGAUGAUGAAAUGACGUGGUGGACGGCAAAACUUAUUGCCUGUGGGCUUGUGCGCGGCUAUAUCUCCUACGAGCACAAGACCAUUGUGCUCUCCCGCCAGUGCCCCUUCCCCACGUUAGCAACAGAAGCAUGA
Molecule: messenger RNA, 1638 nt
Organism: Trypanosoma grayi
Lineage: Eukaryota; Euglenozoa; Kinetoplastea; Trypanosomatida; Trypanosomatidae
Product: COP9 signalosome complex subunit 12
Exons: 1
Coding region: 1-1638 (545 amino acids)
Biological process (GO): poly(A)+ mRNA export from nucleus; post-transcriptional tethering of RNA polymerase II gene DNA at nuclear periphery; transcription elongation by RNA polymerase II
Cellular component (GO): transcription export complex 2
Molecular function (GO): RNA binding; double-stranded DNA binding
Source: RefSeq, a predicted model, not a curated record